Messenger RNA from Effrenium voratum, 3072 nucleotides. The record is from the annotation of a GenBank genome assembly. Lineage: Eukaryota; Dinophyceae; Suessiales; Symbiodiniaceae.
AUGGCUCGGCUAUGCCGGGAAGAAGCCAAGAAGCUCAUCAACCGCGGCGCCUUUCACCGCCAGGUCGUUCUCGAGGUGGUUACCCAGUUUGGUGACCUCCUGUGCUGUGCGCAGCCAAAACUGCAGAGGGAUGAGGAGGUGGUGCUGGCCGCGGUUGCCAGCAGCUGCUGGGCCGUGAAGUACGUGGCAGGUGAGCUUCUGGCAGACGAUAACUUCGCGCUGGAGAUGGUCCGAGCAAACCCAUUGGCUUUGCGCAUGCUUCCGGAGCGCCUGCAGCGCGAUCCGGACAUGUUGUUGGCCGGGUGCGCCCGGGAUGCCCGGUGCUUCGAGCUGGCUGGACCGCUGCAGAACGACCCCGCCUUCGCCUUUGAGGCGGUUUGUUGCAACCCCUGGGUCCUGGAGUUUGUGCCGGAGGCCUUCAAGGCGCAGCCGGAGCUGGUGGCCGCCGCGGUGGCCGCGGACGGCGCCGCGCUGCGCUGGGCGCCCGCGCUGCGCGGGGAGCGGUGGCUGGCGCUGACCGCAGUGCAGAGCCGAGCGGCGGCCAUGGCGCACGUAGACCCGGAGCUGCUCAGCGACCGAAGCUUCGUGCUGGAGGCGGUGGCCCUGCAGGGCGCCGCGCUGCAGCACGCGGCGCCGUUCCAGGCGGAUGAGGACCUAGUGCUGCAGGCGCUGCGUAGCGACAUCUCCGCGCUGGACUACAGCCCGCUGAAGUGCCAGCGGCGCUUUGUGCUGCAAGCGGUGGAGCUGAGAGGCCUCAGCCUCCAGUUUGUGGCAGAGCUGCAGGAGGACAGGGAGGUAGUUCUGGCAGCGGUGUCGUCGGCGGGCCGGGCGCUCGAGUUCGCAAGUCAGAGCCUGCAGAAAGAUCAGGAGGUGGUGUGGCGGGCGAUUUGCCAGGACCCUUCUGCGCUGGACUUCUCACCGCUGCGGGAGGACAAAGCCUUCCUCCUGCGCUGCACGAGCCGCCCGGCGGCGUUGGCCCACGGCUCACCAGGCCUCUUGUCCGAGAAGGCCUUCGCCUUCGCCCUGCUUGCCCAGGAUGCUCGAGCGAUCUUCGGGCUCCUCUCGAGCGAUCUCCAGCGGGACCAACAUGUGCGGCUGCACGCGGCAGCACUGGGGGCAGACCUGAACGAAGGGGUCGAGGAGGUGUCGCGGCUUCGCUCAGCGCAGGGCAUGGUGAAGCGGCAUCCCACGAGCAGGAAUAUGACCUUGCGGGCGGUUGCCUUGCACCCCUUGGCGCUUUGGCACCUCGGCAUGGGCUACGGCAGAAAAGCUGCCGAGGCCCAGGACCGCUCUUUGAUUAGAAAAGGCGCCUUGCGCGGAGGUGGGGAGCCUUCGGACCUCGUCGCGCGAUGCACCCAGCUGGCGGACGCCACCGUGGUGGGCCUGCGAUUCAGCCCUGAUCACGCAGCGCGUGCCAAGAUCCCUCCGGUGCGAUUCCACUUCGUGCUAGACAAUAGCGGCAGCAUGGGCAACAACUCCCUUGUCGCCAAGGACCGCUUUGCCGACUUGGCCUCGGUAGCCACGCUGGGCGUCUCCUUGGUGUCCUUCGACAGCUCCGCGCAGCUCUUGGGCACCGCCUUCACCACGCCGCAGCAGCUCCGCGACGUAAAGCUGCCGCGCCAGGGAGGCACCAACAUCACAGCAGGCAUCCAGUCUUCCCUGGCGGUUAUCCGGAAGUUUGCUGCGGAGGAGGAUGCGCACCAUUUGCUGGUCCUACUGAGUGACGGGCAGCACAUGACGGGCCCUGCGCCCAGGGCGGCGCUGCCCCAGAUGGGCGCGGAGUUGAAGAAGGACUUCCCUCAGCUGCGUUUGUCGGUGGUCGUGGUGGGCGUCACCCGCAGUUCUGACACCUCGUUGGGCAUGCUCCUGAAGGAGACCUUAGAGACAGCGCCUUUGCCCGACCUGCAGCCCAUCUACUUUGCCGACUCGCCUCAACAGAUGACAACGACCCUGGAGCAGAUGCACGUGGGCCUUACCUCCCUGCAGGGUGCAAUGGUGACUGUGAGUCUCAGUGAGGGCUGCUUCAUUCGGGCAGGGCAGGAUGGAGAGAAGACGACGCAGGUGCUGGCCAACGAGCGGGAGCAGGUGCUUUUGUGCCAGGGAGCUGUUCCGAACAUCACUGUGGAUGGCAAGCUCUACGAGGUCGAGGUGGAGCCGUUCAACGCCAGCCUUAUCACCAAGGCUUUGGAUGAUCAGCUGGCUGCCGCCCGUAUCCGGCGUAUCGCCAGUGGCGCCGAAAGUGUCCGCCCGGCAGUGAAGCAGCUGGGCGCUUGGAUCCGGGUGCUGGAGAAGGCCGCCGCGCCUGAGAAGCUGAACCUGGCGAAGGCCAGUGCCAAGGAGCGCUUGGCGCAGCACCGGUCGCUGGUGGCGGCGGCGCACGGGUUCCGAGCCUUGCGCAAUCAGCUGGCAGAGCUGGACGCUUAUGCUGCCAACGACUCCGCCAGCCAGGCAGCUUUCCUCACUGGCGCCAGCCGGAAGUAUGGAGCCAAGGCCCUGCGCCGUGCCAACGACAACGAGGUGAACCCUGAGCAGCGCCGACGGGAGCUCAUCGCUGAGGCAAAGCAGCUGCAGCCUCGCAUGCGCCGCGCCCUGCUGGAAGACUUGUGCAGCAAGCUCUGCUGCGAUGAGGCGCUGCAACGGGCACUACCAACUGGUGCAGUUCCCGAGGAGGUCAUGCGGAAGAUUUGCGCUGGCGAGCUUCCGGCAGAGGUCGAUGAGUCGCUGGCAGAGUUCUUGGAGGGCCCAGUGCUCCAGAAGGUGACUGCCAACUGCAGGCGGUCCUAUGUGUCCCUGCAAACUGCCAUGGAGCAGUUGCACGAGUGGGUAGACUUCAAUGGCCUGGACAGUUGCGACACGGAGUAUGAGCUUCUGAUGUGCCUGGGCACCGUAGGCUACCCCAUCGACGUGAAGCGCCGCGAUGCCACGCAGAUGAAUCCCUACGCCAUGGACGUCACGCGCCUGCGCCCCAGCGCGGUGGACACGGCCUCGGUCUGCACGGCGCAGCACAGUGAGCAGCCGGUGGUGCCCGUGGAGGGGGGCGCGGCCAUCGAGGAGAUGUGCUGGUUCUCGUAG